Molecule: messenger RNA, 491 nt
Organism: Rhipicephalus sanguineus (brown dog tick)
Lineage: Eukaryota; Metazoa; Arthropoda; Arachnida; Ixodida; Ixodidae
Product: vesicular acetylcholine transporter-like
Exons: 4
Coding region: 154-378 (74 amino acids)
Biological process (GO): aminergic neurotransmitter loading into synaptic vesicle
Cellular component (GO): synaptic vesicle membrane; terminal bouton
Molecular function (GO): serotonin:sodium:chloride symporter activity
Source: RefSeq, a predicted model, not a curated record
UUACUGGAGGUGGUGCGGUCAAAGCCAGCCGCUUGGCUGUUCUCUGCUGUGUGCAUCUCACUUUUUCUGGACAGCGCCCUGCUGACUGCUGUGGUGCCAAUUCUUCCGGACGAACUGCGUCAGCGUGGAUCCAACGGUACGCGGACUUUGGGCAUGCUGCUUGCCUCCAAGGCUUUCAUCGAGCUUCUUGCAAAUCCACUGGCUGGUGUAUGGAGCGCUCGGUUUGGUUGCCGGUACCUGCUGACCGUGGGUGACGCCGUCUUGCUUCUCUCCUCCUCAUUAUUUGCAGUGGGCCGGAACUUUGGCGUGCUGCUAGCUGCGAGGGCGCUGCACGGCAUCGGCUCCACCUGUCUCAAGAUAUCCGGUGAGUGUCGCUGAAGAGAAUCGCCAAAGCUCUGAUGACACAGGUCUGGCUGCACUGGCGGCUACCUUUCGAGGUUCCGAGCGCAACCGGAAGCUGGCGUGGGCGUUGGCGGCUGGCGCGCUCGGAG